Messenger RNA from Neocloeon triangulifer, 4668 nucleotides. RefSeq lists its product as uncharacterized. Gene Ontology annotation, biological process: peptidyl-glutamate ADP-deribosylation. The coding region runs from base 2872 to 4536 and encodes 554 amino acids. NCBI's taxonomy places the organism in Eukaryota, Metazoa, Arthropoda, Insecta, Ephemeroptera, Baetidae. The record is from RefSeq and is a predicted model, not a curated record. The transcript has 2 exons.
CAUCCACCUCUAUUUUUCUACAGGCGGGGAAAUAUCGGAACCGGGGUGGUUGAUCGUCGACGGCAAUUAUCCACCGUCCUCCGCGGAGCGCACAGGUGAGCAGAAAAGCAAAUGAGGUGAGGAAAGAUCAAGACUUACAGCAAGUGUUUAUGCGGCGAUGGUACGUAGAGGGCUAGCCGGGACCGAGUCUUGGAAUGCAAAAGACCUAGCGCGAACUCUGGGCACCAUUUUAACUCAAAAGUCUGUUCGUCGCGGACCGCCCUGAAGCCGAAACCUGCAGACGUGAUCCAACAUCCAACAAGAUGAAGUUGUGAAGUUUCGCUAUCGCUGUUACUGUUUUGUUUUCGUGAACUCAGACCGCAUAGCAACCCAUGCGCGAUACUCACUGCUGUCGUGCGCGACAAUAAGUAGUUCCAAAACCGAUAUUUAAAAAAAACUUAAAAAAUAAAAUUGGCUAAACGUUUUAACGUUUUGAUAUACGAUUUCUAUAAUCGUGUUAGUCUUAAAUAAAUAUUUGAAUUUUAACACGAUUUUGGAUGGCAUUUUCAGAUGGAUACAUUUAUUUGCACCAAAUUUUGGUGUUUUGAAUUCCCAAAAGGAUAUUCGCACCAAAUUUUUCACGCCUUGGUUACUAUAUAUUUAUUGUAAGCACUCCACCGACGAUUGCAGACAACACCUUUUGUAGGCAACUCCGUCGUGAGUUUGCGAGCUUCGGUCCUCGACCUCGCUGCGCCUCCACCCUCGCUCGCGGCUUUUGCAAAAAUUAAUCGGUAAUCUUGGGGGUUGCCGGUUGCCCAACUCCGAGUUGCUGGAGCGUGGGGGUGCCUACAACUCUCCGUCUGCGUGCAAUCCGAUAAAAUUUUUUUUUCAUUGGUUAAAUAGGCUGAUUUUUUAUUGUUACAUGUAUGCAAAUCUCCAAAAUAUAAUUAAAAAUGAAUAAAAAAAAUCCAUUAUAAUGAUUAAACUUCUUUCACAACAAAUCAUUACAGAAUUUGAAUUUGAGGAAAGGAUAGACUGAUUAUGUCUAGUCACUCUCCUCGUAUCUACACUAUCUCACUAUAUUUCCGAAAUAGAUUUUGGUUUUGCACUAAGAAUUUUAUACAUUCGAGUAUAUACAACGAUGGCACGGUCAUGAUAUUAUAUUUGACAAAUAAUGGCCGGUUUACAAGUAUCUAACGCUUCAUUAGAUCUCCAGUAUGGAAUGCCCGCCAUUGCCCUCAACGAUCUUUUCUGUGCUCUCUUGUAUUAAAUGACUGGAGCCCCCCUCCCCCAAUGCAUUUAUGACUUUGGACAUGAGCAAAGUAGAUCAAUUUAAGAAUAUUAUCUGACACCUUGUAUUUUCAGUCUAUAGUGAACACAUGAGAGACUCCUCUCAUUUUGCUAUAAAAACCUUAUCACAGUGAUCGUUCCAGUUAAGUGUAUCAUUUAUUUGCACUCCCAGAAGUUUACCAGAUUUACAGAUUUCAAUAUUUUUAUCUUCAAUCUUAACAUCAGGUUUAACUAGAUUUUUCGUUUGGCUAGAGUGUGUAUUUGUAAUAUUUUUGAUUUUUCUGAAUUAAUCCUCAAAAAAUUUUCAUUAGCAAAGCUGACAAAACUUUCAUUGACCACAAUCGUUUUUAGGGGGAAAGCUAUAAAUAAUCAACAAUUUACUCAUGAAGAUAUAUGUUACUUAUUUCGUCCAGCUCAGUCGCAUCGUAAACCGUUUUUGCCAGCUCUCUUUUGUCAGCAAGUCAAGAUUUUCCAGUUUUCUUCAUCCGCUAUACUGAUUCACUUUGUUAUCCAUACAAAUUUUUUUUUGGUAUUUUUGGUAUAAAAAGAGGGGCCGGGUGGGCGUGUCAAAGAAGCGUGAAAAUAAUUUGGUGCAAAUAAUGUGUUGGGAAUUCAAAACACCAAAAUUUGGUGUAAAUAAAUUUAUACUUUUCAGAUUUGUUUUAGUAAAUGCAUUUUUCUGUAGAGGAGCUAUAUAAGUAAUUGUAAGUAUUAUCGGGUAGGGCUGCGAAGUAGUGAGUCCAUCGGGAGUAAAUUUUUCUCCCGAGGAGUCCCAUUCCCGGAAAAAUUCUCGUUUUCCCACCCACUCCCGGCGAGUUCUGUGUCCAAUAUCUCCCGGGAAUUCCCGUUCCCGAAAAAAAUUUCCCGGGAGUCCCGGUUAUUACUAUUUUUAAUUUUUAUAAUGAAAAUUUCAAAUAUAAGUAAGAACAAGUUUUUUUUACCUUUUUUAUAGCGAAAAUUCGAAUUUUUUGGAGUAUAAAACAGGGUUUUUUCUAGCGAAAAAUUGAAAAAAAGAAAAUUGUAAAAAACAGUUAAUUUUGCUGAAGGUUUUUCAUAAUUUUGCUCCCGGAAAUUCCCGCUCCCGAGAAAAUUUUCCCGGUUCACUCCUGCCUUGACAAAAUGGGUACUAAAUCGCUCCCGGGAGGCAAUUUUCUCGGGAAUUCCCGGGACUCCUGCAAAUUCCCGUUCCCGUUGGACACACUACUGCGAAGUGCGAAGAAAAGGCGGAGCCUCCCUAUCCCUAGUGCAAUGUAAUCGAAUGGGAGCCCCGCCCUUAUACACAUCCCAUAGUUCUCUACAACAAAUACAAAGCCUAGAGCUAUAUAUAUGGACAGACAAAUGCACAGAAAGACGACAAGACAACAAGAGUUUAAAGAUUUUAUUAAGAUAGAUAGACAGAUAGAUUGAUAGAGUAUUUAUUGAACAUGCGCCGGCAGGUGAAGUGACUUCUAUUGUGUGCUCCUGUUUGAGCGACUCUUGGGACGUCUUGGUGUCGAUUGGACUGCCGUUUGGAGCUUCGACAGGUGGCUGGGUGUCCCAAGUGCUGGUGUGAGUGAGGGCAGACACUUGGAGCGGAAAUUGUCUGAGAAAUUGGACGCCGAAAUGUCGCCGACGGACAACCCAUGCUGCUGCGGGCAGCCGGCUGGCCAUCCUACGACGGCCCCCAUCUGCAUUAGAACGGCUCUCCAAGUGCUCCAGGAAAGUGUUUCACACAUCCAGACUGCUGUCGACGACCUGAAGGUGCGCGUCCUGGCCCCGAAAGUCCCGCAAAUGUCGUCCUCUUCUUCAACCAAUGAAGUGACAGACCUAGUCGAAUGGACCAAUGAGCAGCCUGCUCAGCCAAAACAACAACAAUUUGAAUAUAAUGGCCCGCGAAUGGUUGAACUGGACGAAAAUCUUUUUCAAGACGCGCCUCAAGAUGCCUCUCUUUGCCACUGUGUCGGCGGCGACUUCGUGAUGGGCAAAGGACUUGCGGUUGAGAUGCGGCAGCGUUAUUGCCCGGACCCAGUACUGCGAUAUCUGCGCAGCCGAAAGUGGAGGCCAGGACAAGUCGCAGCGAUUCCGCUCUCCAUCGAUGGCAGGGUGACAAGGUAUAUAUUUCACCUGGUCACCAAGCCUUUCUCCAGGUACUGCCUCCCUCGACGUGAGGAGCUCCGUAGGACGAUCCGUGAGUUGGCCCACCAAUGCCAUAUUAAAAAGAUACCGGUCCUUGCUAUGCCCCAGAUCGGUGCCGGCCUCGACAGACAACCGUGGCAGUGGGUGAGGCAGGUCAUUCUGCAGGAGUUCAGGGGCCUAAACAUCGACAUCCUUGUCUACCGCCACCCAGGAGAGGGGAGAGGCGCCUUUGCUCGUCAAGCACAGAGGAAACCUGAAUAUGUAACGCAGCCUGACUUUUCCAGUGCAUCGUCCUUUGCAGCUCUGGCUCCUGAAGAGGAAAAGGGGAACCCUGAUAACUCUAGUCCACCUGAUAUUUUGGACCAAGUGGACGAGCUGAAACCCGAAAACGUUCAAAACCCUCAAAGGCGCUCCCCGCACCGAUUGGCAACUGACCUGGAGAAGAUGAUGGUUCGGCGAGGCCUUCCGCUGCCAGUGCUCGAUGGAGAGACCAACCAGCAGCCUCAACUUGGGCCGGGCGCGGCUUUAAAUGGCGCCAAAGUGCUGUCUACUCACCAGGGUGGGGUCAUCGGACGCGUGGACAAGGUGACUAGGGUGUCGGAGCAGUCCGCGUCCGCGUCUGGCCCCGCCCGCCAAGGUGAGUCAGUUUCUUUUUUAAAACCCAAUGUUGCUGCGGAUGAGAGCAGAUCUCCUUUGCCACUGACUGACGACGCCCCUGUUUCUAGCCUGUCUAGACCUGAGCCAAUGACGACGAGCAACGUAGUACAGCCUCAACCAGGGCCGGGCGCGGCUUUAAAUGGCGCCACUGAGCUAUUCACUCACCAGGGUGGGGUCAUCGGACGUGUGGGUGAGGAGACCAGGUCACAGUCCGCUUCUGGCCCCGCCCGUCAAGGUGAGUCAUCCCUGAAUUUGGUGGCCGACGUCUCAGCUGAGAUGGACGGGUCUUUUGUGUCGUCGAGUAAUGAGGCCAUUGUUUCCAGUGUAAAUCCUGAACCAGAUAGCGACGCAGAGCAGCCUCAACCUGGGCCGGGCGCGGCUAUAAAUGGCGCCACUGAGCUAUCUACUCACCAGGGUGGGGUCAUCGGACGCGUGGACAAGGAGACAAAGAUAUCAGAACCGUCCGCGUCUGGCCCCACCCGCCAAGCUUGCUAAAGACUAACAUCUAUGGGAAACUGAAUUCGAGGGAAAAAAUCAAAGACCUUCAGAAACCAAGACCGAGAUCUGCAUCGCCAUCGUUGCCAGCAUCACCUGCAUCCAGUGCCUUCGUAACGAAGCGUCAACAUC